Molecule: messenger RNA, 2039 nt
Organism: Benincasa hispida (wax gourd)
Lineage: Eukaryota; Viridiplantae; Streptophyta; Magnoliopsida; Cucurbitales; Cucurbitaceae
Gene: CGL1
Product: alpha-1,3-mannosyl-glycoprotein beta-1,2-N-acetylglucosaminyltransferase
Cellular component (GO): Golgi apparatus
Molecular function (GO): alpha-1,3-mannosylglycoprotein 2-beta-N-acetylglucosaminyltransferase activity
Source: RefSeq, a predicted model, not a curated record
AUCAAAAAGGAAAGCGAAGUGGGGAAAGAAAAAAAAGCAUACAUUUAUUUCUGAAGUUUCUCAAAAUUUCAGUCCAGCCUCAUGAACUGACUCGACUCCCAGUCGUCGCAACUGCAAAUCCGAUCAAUUCAUGAGAGAAAUUCAACAAUUCAGAUUUUAAUUAUCAUCUGCUUUGCCGUUUUAUUGAUAUUCUCUUCAGAAAUGGCGAAUUUCUUCUUCGAUUUCCGCUUCCUACUUCUGAUUGCAGCUAUGGCGUUCAUCUACAUCCAGAUACGGCUAUUCGCGACACAAUCUCAAUAUGCAGAUCGGCUAGCUGAGGCAGUUGAAUCAGAGAAUCAUUGUACCAGUCAAAUGCGAUUACUAAUUGAUCAGAUAAGCAUGCAACAAGGACAAAUUGUGACCCUUGAAGAUGAAAGAAAACACCACUUUGAAGAAGUCCUCCAGCUGAAGACUCUCCUUCAAGAUCUUGAAAGGAAAGGUCUGCAACAACUCACAGACAAAACACAGGUGCCUGUGGCAGCUGUUGUAAUUAUGGCAUGCAAUCGUGCAGAUUAUCUGGAAAGGACUAUUAAGUCUGUUCUAAAAUACCAGACAACUGUUGCUUCAAAAUAUCCUGUUUUUGUUUCCCAGGAUGGUACCAACCCAGUUGUAAAAAAAAAGGCUCUUAGCUAUGAUCAGUUGGCCUAUAUGCAGCAUUUAGAUUAUGGAGAAGUGGAAACUGAAAGGCCAGGGGAGUUGAUUGCAUAUUACAAAAUUGCACGUCAUUACAAAUGGGCGUUGGAUCAAUUAUUCUAUAAGCAUAAUUUCAGCCGAGUGAUUAUACUUGAAGAUGAUAUGGAAAUUGCUCCUGAUUUUUUCAGUUACUUUGAGGCUGCAGCAAUGCUACUUGAUAAGGAUAAGACCAUAAUGGCCGUCUCUUCAUGGAAUGACAAUGGACAAAAGCAGUUUGUGCAUGAUUCUUAUUUACUGUAUCGCUCAGAUUUCUUUCCAGGACUUGGUUGGAUGUUAACCAAGUCUAUUUGGGAUGAACUAUCACCAAAGUGGCCCAAGGCUUAUUGGGAUGACUGGUUGAGAUUGAAGGAUAAUCACAAAGGUCGCCAAUUUGUUCGUCCAGAAGUUUGCAGAACAUAUAACUUUGGUGAGCAUGGUUCCAGUAUGGGUCAAUUUUUCAAGCAAUACCUUGAGCCAAUCAAGUUGAAUGACGUUCAAAUCGACUGGAUGUCUAUGGAUUUGAGCUACCUGAUGGAGGACAAAUAUGUGAAGUACUUUGCAGAUCUUAUUAGAAAAGCAAAACCUGUUUAUGGAAAUGAUGCAGUUAUGAAGGCUUAUAAUGUUGUGGGUGAUGUUAGAAUCGAGUACCGAGACCAGUCAGACUUUGAACGCAUUGCUCGGCAGUUUGGUAUUUUUGAAGAGUGGAAGGAUGGUAUACCAAGGACAGCUUAUAAAGGAGUGGUUGUUUUUAGACACCAAACCCAAAGGCGUAUAUUCCUGAUUGCCCCAGAUUCUCUCGAGCGUUUGGGAAUAUAAAGCACGCAUUGAUAUACAAGUGUCUUGCCCGAGCACCGAAGCUAUGUUAAUUCUCCAUUCCAUACAGGCACAAGAGGCGAUCGAGCUACUAAUUAUUUGAACAUCAUAUGAACUUAUCUAACAGCCCAUUCUCAAGGUACUGCAUAGGAAAACAUUUGGCGUUCCACUCAUUGGUUCUUUCUCGGGAUCGAUUGAAAACAUGCUGAUGGUCACAGGCAAGAAAAAACUGUCUUUUUGGCUAAACUUGAUAAACAUUUUAGUUUGAUAAGGUGAAAUUGUUGUUGAAAAUUAGCAUGUUAAAUGUGUUAUUUCUAGCUUCAGAUCUGAAUGUCAUUUCAAAUGUUUCAUUCAAUGUGUGUAGUGGGGUUUUGACAAGUUCUCACUACAAAUAAAGAGAGAUGGAAUAGAACAUAGAUGCAUUCUUAUGUUGUAGGUUCUUACUUAAAUCUGAGACUUGUUUGCUAGCAUACUGUUUUAGCUUGAAUUUGAAAGGGAUUGUAACUUGAACAUCA